Theobroma cacao (cacao) is the source of this 1729-nucleotide messenger RNA. It is a transcript of the gene POLA3, whose product is annotated as DNA primase POLA3. The record is from RefSeq and is a predicted model, not a curated record. NCBI's taxonomy places the organism in Eukaryota, Viridiplantae, Streptophyta, Magnoliopsida, Malvales, Malvaceae. Gene Ontology annotation, biological process: DNA replication, synthesis of primer.
CUAAUUCCCAUUUCUUUCCCGCCAUCUUGCUUUCAUCCGGUCCCUUUCUCUGCUCCGAAACUCUGCUAUUCAACGAAAAACUAGGGGUUCCAUUGAUAGAGAGAAAGAAUUUGAAGCAAAGAUGACGAAAGACGAAGUUGAGAACGGAAGAGAUGACAUGUUGAUUGAUGGACCUGAGCAAGCAAACGCCGUUCCUGAUGGAUUCAACGCCAACUAUCUCAGAAUAUACUAUGGAAAGUUAUUUCCUCAUGCUGAUAUCUUCAAGUGGAUGUCUUACGGAAAUGAUGGCAAGCAUCCUGCUUGUGACAAGUCCUACAUUGGAAGAAGGGAAUUUUCUUUCACGCUUGAAAAUGACAUUUAUAUUCGAUUCCAGUCUUUCAACAGUGCUUCUGAACUGGAAAAUUCCAUCAAAGAAAAGUGUCCAUUCAAGAUUGAUAUUGGGCCUGUCUACAGUGUUGAUCCUGCUAAGAGGCAUGCCUAUGCACAAAGUGGCGACAAUGUUUUCACUCCAGUUGAAAGGGAACUGAUUUUUGAUAUUGAUAUAACAGAUUAUGACGAUGUUAGAUAUUGCUGCACAGGAGCUGAUGUUUGCUUGGAAUGCUGGCCUCUAAUGACAAUUGCAAUUAAAGUGAUUGAUACUGCCCUCAGAGAUGACUUUGGCUUUAAUCACAUUCUCUGGGUAUAUAGUGGCCGACGUGGUGUGCAUUGCUGGGUUUGUGAUGGAAAAGCCAGAAGGUUGACUAAUGAACAGAGGGCAGCCAUUGCUGACUAUUUCCGUGUAUACCAGGGCAAUGAAAAUAGUAACAAGAAGAUAUCUUUACCAGGUCAUGUUCUUCACCCUUUCCUGGCGAGAUCCUAUACUGAAGUUCUGAAGGGCUUUUUUGAGGCAAAACUGCUUUCGAACCAAAAUUUACUUUCAUCUGAGGAGAGAUAUGAGAAGAUCCUAGAAAUGAUUCCUGAUGCUGUUGCUGCUGAGCUUAGGGGGAGGUGGCAGGAGAAAAAGCGAUCUUCCAUGUUAAAAAAUGACAUUAAUGUUGUUAGAUGGGAGCAACUAAAACAUGCCCUUCAAUCAGGAAAACAAAAGGCACAAGGACUACGAAGAUGUGUUGAAGAGAUUGUCUUUUCUUUCACGUACCCUAGGCUUGAUAUGGAGGUUUCGAAGCACAUGAACCAUUUACUGAAGGCACCAUUCUGUGUACAUCCAAAAACAGGUCGUGUUUGUGUUCCGAUUGACCCAAACAAUUGUGAUGAAUUUGAUCCAACUAAAGUGCCAACCCUAUCUCAGCUUUUGGAAGAACUAAACAGGGGAGGACUAAGACAAGAUGCUGAGGAUGCAGAAUGGGAUAGAACCUCACUUGGAGAGUCAGUCACGUUUUUCAGAUCAUCGUUUUUACAUCCUCUGCUAAAAUCUUGCAAGGAGGAGAUAGAAAGUUCUUACAAUACAAAGCUGCAGCAAGCCAAGAACACCCUCAGCUGGUAGUGUUUUCUAAAUGAUAUCAUCGGGAGAAUCAUUUUAUUCUUGAAAAUUAUAUCAUCGGGAGGAUCUGGUUGUCCCUUUAUUGUGACGUACGAUAUAUGUUGUUGAUGAUUAAUAUUUUCUUGUUCUUGUCCUUCAUAUGAAGUUAUAACUUUAGGAACUAUCCCAACCAAGGACCGCAGCUUAACCACCCAUGUUAAUAUAUAUAUAUUCCAAUUAUUUUAUCUUGUCUGAAGAAUAUACAAACUUUUA